CCGGCCGCGAGCUUUGACCGAUUGACAUUUAUGGGAAAUUACCGGCAUUGUAGACAGGUAAUUUGACAGAGCACUUAGCGCAACAACGGUCAUGAACCAUAUGCUUCCCCCCGCGUAUUACUAUCUUUCUUUGUACUUACAUACUUACAAGAACCGUACAAAAGCCGGGGCCACUAGCAUGGUUAUUUUUUAUCCAUCCCUCCUUCCUGACCAGUGACCACCAUGUCAGCUUACGCUGAGCACUCGAGCAGCACUGGCUCAGACGAAAAGAUCGACGCUGAGAAGGCAGCCCUUGCAGUCGAUGCUCUACCCCUCGCCGAUUUUGAUGACCCAAACAUCAACAAGGACGAAGCUAUAACUGGUGUUCUAGAGGAUGACUCGCCUUAUCCUGAAGUACGAUCGGCUGUAUCCAAUACUGACGAUAUGUCCAUGCCCUGCAACACUCUCCGCGCAUGGAUUAUGGGUUUUUUCUGGGUGAUUAUCAUUCCCGGUUUGAACCAGUUCUUCUUUUUCCGAUAUCCCUCCGUCAACAUCACCGGUAUUGUCGCCCAACUUCUAUCAUUUCCUAUGGGUCGUCUUUGGGCCGCUGUCGUACCUAAUAUCUCAGUCUUCGGCGCCCGCUUAAACCCCGGGCCUUUCACGAUCAAGGAGCAUGUUUUAAUCACGAUUAUGGCUACUGUCGGAUGGCAAUCGGCGUAUGCGACCGAUAUCAUUGCCGUACAGAGAGUCUUCUAUAAUCAAACUUUUAACUUCAGCUAUCAAUGGAUGUUGGUUAUGUCUACCCAGCUGAUUGGCUUCUCACUGGGUGGCAUUAUGCGUCGGUUUUUGGUUCUUCCUCCCUCCAUGAUCUGGCCCACCAACUUGGUCACGUGCGCCUUAUUUAACACACUCCAUGCGCAAACAUAUGCUGGUAUUGGCAAGCGUGGUGGUAUCUCCCGAGAGCGUUUCUUCCUUUAUGUCUUCUGUACGGGAUGUGCCUGGUACUUUGUCCCAGGUUAUUUGUUCCAGGCCCUUAGCUACUUCUCUUGGGUAUGCUGGAUCGCUCCAGACAAUGUCGUCGUCAACCAACUCUUCGGCUACGAAAGCGGCCUUGGCAUGAGCACGAUCACGUUCGACUGGGCCCAAAUUACCUACGUUGUCAACCCUCUCGCGACGCCAUGGUGGAGUGAGGCUAACGUUCUCGUUGGCUUUGUGACCUUUUACUGGAUUCUUACCCCGAUCCUUUACUACACCAAUACCUGGUAUUCCAAAUUCCUGCCCAUCAUGUCUCGCACCUCGUACGAUAAUACGGGUGCCGGCUACAACGUCACUGCCAUUCUUGGCACCGAUGGCACGCUCAAUGUUACUGCAUAUGAAGCAUACAGCCCUCUCUUCCUGUCGACAACUUUCGCAGUGUCUUACGGUUUAUCCUUUGCAUCCAUCACCGCUACCAUUAUGCAUGCCUUCCUCUUCUUCCGCAAACAGAUCUGGGCACAGUCGCGUCGCUCGAUCGACGAACAGCCGGACAUCCACGCACGUCUCAUGGCCAGGUACCGCCAGGUUCCCGAGUGGUGGUACCUUAUCGUCUUCGUGGCCAUGUUCGUCUUCGGCAUCAUUGUCAUUGAAGUUUGGCCUACACAGUUCCCAGUGUGGGGCUUCGUUCUCGCACUUAUCAUCGCUUUCUUCUACAUCAUCCCCAUUGGCAUGAUUCAAGCUAUCACGAAUCAACAAGUCGGUCUGAAUGUUAUCACGGAGCUGGUUGUUGGCUAUGCUAUCCCUGGACGACCCUUGGCGAUGAUGUUGUUCAAGACCUGGGGUUAUAUUACCAUGGCUCAAGCACUCGGCCACUACAUGAAAAUUCCUCCCCGCACAAUGUUCGCCGCACAAGUCAGCGCAGCUGCUGUCGCGGGAACUGUGCAGCUUGGUGUACAAGCUUGGAUGUUCACCAACAUCGUGGACAUUUGUAGCACGAAACAACCAGAUGGUUUCAUCUGCCCAAACACUCAAGUAUUCGGUACUGCAUCGAUCAUCUGGGGUGUCAUUGGUCCUCAGCGUCAGUUCUCCCCCGGUCAGAUGUACGGUGGCCUCCUCUGGUUCUUCCUCAUCGGCGCGCUUUGCCCCCUCGCUGCUUGGGCUAUCUCCCUCAAGUGGCCGAACAGCUUGAUUCGUUACAUCAACUUCCCCGUCAUCUUCACUGGAACAGGCGCUAUCCCACCAGCGACCGCCGUCAACUACAUCCCUUGGGCAAUCGUCGGUUUCGUCUUCCAGUAUGUUAUCCGACGCCGUCAUUUCUCAUGGUGGACAAAGUACAACUAUGUCUUGGCCGCUGGACUUGACUCUGGACUCGCAGUAUCUAUUGUAUUGAUAUUCUUCUGCCUGCAAUACCCGGCGAACGGCACGAUCGGCGAAAAUAACGUUUUAACAUGGUGGGGCAACACUGUGUUCUUGAAUACGGCGGAUGGGCGGGGCGAAUCGUACUACACUAUCAAUGGCACCUUUGGGCCGUCGUCUUGGGGAAAUUAGGGUUGUAGUUGUAUAUUCGACAGUACAUACGUACGAAUAAUGUAUUUCUUCUUUUUUGUGCUUGUGUAUGCGAUUCACCCCCAGCUGCACGAAUUCGCUUUCUACAUCCUGCGCUACCUUCAUGCCACUUCGUGCUACGUACUAAAUCAAAAUAUCAUGCACAUUCUGCGAUAA
This is a messenger RNA of Suillus paluster, 2676 nucleotides long. Its product is annotated as OPT oligopeptide transporter. NCBI's taxonomy places the organism in Eukaryota, Fungi, Basidiomycota, Agaricomycetes, Boletales, Suillaceae. The coding region runs from base 223 to 2502 and encodes 759 amino acids. The record is from RefSeq and is a predicted model, not a curated record. Gene Ontology annotation, biological process: transmembrane transport. Gene Ontology annotation, molecular function: oligopeptide transmembrane transporter activity. The transcript has 12 exons.